Messenger RNA from Zeugodacus cucurbitae (melon fly), 779 nucleotides. RefSeq lists its product as uncharacterized. The record is from RefSeq and is a predicted model, not a curated record. Bases 160 to 504 code for a protein of 114 amino acids. The transcript has 2 exons. NCBI's taxonomy places the organism in Eukaryota, Metazoa, Arthropoda, Insecta, Diptera, Tephritidae.
AUCAGUAGAGAAUCGACUUUUGGAGCGAAAAGACGCUAAUACUACGAAAGCACUGCAAUAAUAAACAAAUAGCAAAACAACUACAACUAAAUCAAUAAAAAGUGUGCCAAUUAAGAUAUUCAACUGAAAAAGAGAGAAAUUUCCUGUGAAAUUGAAAAUAUGAAAUCGUUUCGGAAUACUUUCGUGCUUGCCUUAAUAAUAGCUGGCUGUGCGACACUUAUUGCUGCUUUGCCACGACCCGUUAACGAUCCCAAUGCCGAGUACGAGUUGAUAAGCGGUGGCGCCCAGGUAGGUCCUAAGCCCACUUUUGUGCCCGUUACACGCAAACCUUUGAUAAUCAACACGCCACCGCCGACUCCAGCCAACUCGAAGAAUUUCGCUUUUGAUCCGAUCACCAAAACAUGGACCCUAGUGAAGAAAGACGAUCCCAUACCAUCGGAAGGCACACUCUUGUGGAACCAAAGCAACGACAAAUGGCUGACCGAAACAGCCAGGCGCGUCUAAUGAAGCCAACCACAUUUAUGAAUAAUUAAAAGCAAUUGUCGAAACAAACACAUUUUUUUAUUUUUUAUUUAUAAGGUCAUAUGCAAAUGUUUAUUGGUGGCAAUAUGUGUUAAUGUUUUAUUAAUUGAUCUACACACACACAUAUACAUAUACAUCAAUUUGUUUUUGUUAAUCUUUUUAUUAUUGUAUAUUUGUUGUAUCAGAAAAAAACAAAGAUUCAUUGCACUUUAUAUUUCGAUUCGUCAGUAAAUACGAGUAUAUUGACAUUUAACACA